Molecule: messenger RNA, 2928 nt
Organism: Pecten maximus
Lineage: Eukaryota; Metazoa; Mollusca; Bivalvia; Pectinida; Pectinidae
Product: nucleolar protein 14-like
Biological process (GO): maturation of SSU-rRNA
Cellular component (GO): Noc4p-Nop14p complex; nucleolus; small-subunit processome
Source: RefSeq, a predicted model, not a curated record
CAUGACAAAUCGAACAAGUUUAGUCUGAAUGACGAAGACGAAGACCUGACUCAUUACGGACAGUCAUUGUCCGAGAUUGAGAAGUUCGAAGAUCCUGUUAUCAGUGACGAUGAAGAGGAUGAAGACAAAGGAAAAAUAAGUGGUAAAAUGGUAUCUGAGGAGCAUUUUGGAGGAUUUCUGUUUGAGACUAAAGAUAAUCCAGGUGACCAGGCAAACAAAUCAUGGAAGGAAAAAAUGGAAGAAACAAUUGCAAAGUCGAAAAAAGAAAAACACGACAGACAGAUGGAGAAGGAGAAAACGUUGCAAAUGACAGAGAAGCUGGACUCGGAGUUCAAAGAUUUGAUGAUGUUGAUGGCAAAAUCUAAGAAACCAAAAGUUGAUUCAGGAGAGAAAACAAAAGUGGAUGAUUAUGAUAUUGCUGUCCGAGAACUGAAGUUUGAGUCCAAAGGAGAGGCAACAAACAGACUGAAAACAGAUGAAGAACUUGCGAAGGAAGAGAAAGAACGACUCGACAAAUUAGAGGCGGACCGAUUACGGAGGAUGAGAGGAGACGGCGAUGACGAGGAACCCAAGAGAGUUCAUUUCUCUGCUGAUGACCUCAGUGAUAAUUAUGCCUUGGACACAUCUAUCAAAGAUAGAUUUCAUAUCUGCUAUAAAGAUGGAAAGUUACUGAUGCCAGGAGAUGAGGAAGAAGAUCAAUUGGGGGAUGAGGAUGAUAAUGCUGAUGGCAGUAAUGUAGAGGAGGAGGAAGAGGAUGGUGACUCAGAGGAUGAAGGUGAUGCUGAUGAGGAGGAGGAGGAUGACAAGGAAGACGAGGAUUCUGAAGAUGAUGAGGAUAAAAGUGACGAUGAUAGCUACAAAGACAUAGAAUCUGAUGAAGAUGAGGAAAAGGACACAGACAAAAGUGAGGAUAAAUCGGUGAAGAAACCCGCUCCCAAGGUUGACUUGAAGAAAAAGAAAAAAAUAAUGGAUGCUGCCAGAAAAGAACUUCCCUACACAUUUAACAUCCCCGCUGCAUAUGAUGACCUUGUGACACUGUUACAAGACCGAAAAGAAGCUGAUCAACUGAUCAUUAUUGACCGAAUUAUAAAGUGUCAUCACCCGAGUCUGGCCGAAGGAAACAAAGAGAAGCUAGAGACAUUUCUAGGAACCCUGGUACAAUACUAUACAGACCUGGCCCUCCAGGACCCGCCACAACUCGACCUGAUAGAUCAGUUAACUGUACCCAUCUACAAACUCGUCCAAAUGUCUCCAGUUCCUACAGCCAACUUCGUCCUCGACCAAAUAAAGGAUCGUCAAGAAGAGUUUCGGCAAAUCUGUCAGAGAAAAGCUGGGCGGGGCCUAUACCCAGCACUGGACACUUUGCUGCUGCUGAAGCUUGUGCCGAUUCUAUUUCCCACAUCUGACUUUCGACACUCUGUCACAACACCUGCCAUCAUCUUCAUCACACAAAUGCUUGCACAGUGUCCCGUUAACCAUGAGCGAGAUAUAGCAGCUGGCCUGUUUCUGUGUAAUCUGUGUUUGGAGUUUGUGUCCCUGUCGAAGAGAUUUAUUCCGGAGGUAGUAAACUUUCUUCAUGGACUCCUGUUUCUCAUCAUACCCAAGGAAGAAAAUAAAUAUGAGAAAGUUAUACCUCCAUUCAAGCCUGUCGGGACCAGUAUUAACCUCCUUCAGUUGGAUACCAAACAUAGGUCUUUUGAGUUUGGUCCAAUGAAAAUGAGUGAAGUCCUGAACACUGAAAUGGAGCUGGACUCCCUGCGUAACGACAGCUUUCGGUUGCAGGCAACUUAUAGCUGUGUAACACUAAUUGGAGAGUUCUCUUCACUCUACAAAGAUCUGCCAACAUUCAGGGAGGUGUUCUCCCCGAUUCUCUAUAUGUUUGGAAAAAUCAAAUUCUGCCAGUACCCUGCUACUCUCAAGGAAAUGAUGGAAAUGGUUGUCGAGGAGAUGAAUCACCAUAGCAACAAGACAUGUAAACCACUAGUCAUGAACAAGAAGAAACCUCAGCCAAUGAGAACAUUUGAACCUUUGGUGGAGGAGGUAUUUGAAGAAAGGAAAAUAAAACACAAGUCAGCAUCAAAGGAUUUGAAUGAAAAACAGAAAUUGUUACACAAAUACAAAAAGGAAAUGAAGGGUGCCAUGAGGGAGAUCAGAAAAGACAACCAGUUCCUGGCAAGGAAACAGCUUAAGGACCAAAUCGACAGGGAUGAAGAGCGCAAGGGCAAAGUGCGAAGACUUCACCAAAUGCUAGCAACACAAGAGGGCGAAUUCAAUGCCAUGAAAAAGGCUAAACCAUCACCAUCAUCUUAACGAUUUCUUUACCUGACUUGAGGUUGGAAGUUACUUUGAGAACUAUUCUGCCAAGAUCAUGCCUGAAUAUCAACCUCAAUUCACCAAAUGCUAGCAACACAAGAGGGCGAAUUCAAAGCCAUGAAAAAGGCUAAACCUUCACCAUCAUCUUAAUGAUUUCUUAACCUGACUUGAGGUUGGAAGUCACUUUGAGAACUAUUCUGCCAAGAUUAUGCCUGAAUAUCAAUCUCAAUUAUAUCUUAAGACUGGCUUCUUGUGAAAGAGUUGACCACUGACUCAAUAAAUGUUGGUCUCCCAAAAGAAGCUGUUCUGACCCUAUGACAUGAGGUUCGGUCAUUAUUGAAGAUUUAAUAGAAUUCCAAAUGAUGGAUGAAUCUACUGUAUGGUAAGAUUUUCACUAGGAUUCAUCACAACUAUCAGGUUAUAACUUAAAGUGUUUUUUUUUGUUUUUUUUUUAUCUUGAGCAUGUGAUAUGGAGAUGUAAGGUGAAAUGAUGUUGAGAAUGAGGGAUGGAUGGAGAAUGGAAGGAAUGAAUGUUAAAUAAUGUGAAUGGAAGUGUGAAUUUUCUCCAUAUUCUUAAGUGUUAGUGAUGUGAAUAGUAAAGAUAUUGAAAUAUUG